Messenger RNA from Peniophora sp. CBMAI 1063, 759 nucleotides. The record is from the annotation of a GenBank genome assembly. Lineage: Eukaryota; Fungi; Basidiomycota; Agaricomycetes; Russulales; Peniophoraceae.
AUGCAUGACGCAUCCAGUAAGACUGAUGGACUUGUCGCCGACACUUCGGAGGUACUGUCGGAUGCACAAUCUCAAUCCCCGGGAAGCUCCCAGCCGAAUGUUGUGGCCGCUGCCAAGCAAGCACUCGAUUCUUACAAAAGAAAGUGGGAUGUGGACCAGUCGAAAACCGUCAUAACGCUAUUUUCAACAAGCGAUCUAUAUUACGACGCUCGAGGGAGCCUUGACGACCUCCAGCGGGCCAUCGCGGCAGAGCAAAGCGCCCUACAACUUGUUCCAGACGAGCACCCUGACAGGGCUUUGCAACUGAGCAAUCUCAGCCACUCAUUGCAAAGACGCUUUGAAUCCCUUGGCGCAAUCAACGACCUCGCAAGUGUCAUCGAAAUGCAACUACGUGCAGUCGAGCUUACCCCGAACGGCCAUCCCAACUUGCCAAUUCGCCUCGAUAGCCUCGGCUCUAUCGAGAGCGCCGUUUCGAAUCAACGGCGUGCAAACGAGUUGACUCGUGAUGAUCACCCCACCAAAGCUACACUGCUGCACAAUUUGGCAUUGUCCCUGAAGGCCCACUCCUACCAAGACCGGACGAUGGAUCGUUUCACAGAAGCUCUCGCUUACUACAUGGCUGCGGCUGCCUCCCAGCUGGCGCUAGACCCGCCGAGUUCGCGUCUUCUUAUGGCCAAGUAUGUCGUAAGUUAUCUCGAUGAGAACCCCGAGUUCAGCACAGCCGAGAUGGCCGUGCGCCGGCCACUCUCGUGUUCUUGA